CGGAGGUCAUUGAAUCCUGGAGGGGUCACCUACCUGUCACCUACCGCCUCGGCCCGGGCUUCACCAAUCCACAGAGGAAUGUGAAAAUGACCAUCCAUACCACCCGAGAGAGACGGACGACAUAUGACGUCAUCGGUAUCAUCAAAGGGGAGGUUGAACCAGAUCGGUAUGUCGUAAUUGGUAAUCACCGUGAUGCUUGGGUCUACGGAGCUGUAGAUCCGAGUAGUGGUACAGCAGCUUUGAUGGAAGUGUCACGUGUGUUUGGAGAGCUAAGAAAAUCAGGAUGGAAACCAAGACGAUCCAUAGUGUUUGCUAGCUGGGGUGCUGAGGAGUAUGGUCUCCUGGGUUCUACAGAGUUUGUAGAGGAAUUUCAGAGGAUCCUGGCUGCGAGGGCCGUAGCGUACAUCAAUGUUGAUUCUGCCGUAAUGGGCAACUACACACUUCGUGUCAAAUCAACCCCUCUCUUCUACCAGGCCAUCUUUGCAGCUUCAAAGAAGGUGCCUGCCCCAGAAGACCUGUCGAUGUCGCUGUACGAUACCUGGCGGGACCGCGCUCCUGUACAUGCCACCGAUCCGAACACAUUGCCAAGAAUCGGAAAUCUUGGUGCGGGGAGCGACUUUGUUCCAUUCAUCUACCGUAUCGGGGUAUCGGCAGUGGAUCUCUUUUACACGUUCGAUUCUUCACUUGGCAUAUCCAGCUAUCCUGUUUACCACUCCGUCUACGAGACUUUCUAUUACAUGAAGAGGUUCCUUGAUUACGACUUCCUACGGCAUCAGGCUGUUGCCAGGCUAUGGGCUGAGGUAACCCGAGACUUGGCCGAGUCGGUCAUCCUGCCCUUUGACUGUACCGAUUACGCGGACAAGAUCACGGGGUCGAUGGACACAGUGAAGGCGGCGUACGAGACACAGAUGAACAACAAAGGUGUCACUUUUGAAUACAUCUACUCUGCUCUGGCUAACUUUUCAGCUGCCGCCACUGAAUUUGAGAAAGUUAUUUCACACACCGAUAAAAAAGAUUUGAUGGCCGUGCGUCGAGUGAAUGAUCAACUAAUGCAACUUGAACGAGCUUUCAUUGACCCACUUGGGCUUCCUGACCGCAAGUUUCUCAGACACAUAGUCUUCGCUCCCAGCAGUAAGGACUACUACGCCGCAGACGCCUUCCCGGGCAUUGUUGACGCUAUGUAUCGGAUCGACGAGGCACCAGACCAAGAUGCACGCUGGGAUAUCGUGCGUCAGCAGAUGGCGGUCACAACUCACGCCAUCCAAUCAGCAGUCAGCACGCUGCAGGAUGUGCUUGCUUUCGAUGGUUAACGAGUCAUGGUUGCUAAACACACAGAGUUUAAUUAUGACGCCUAAAAAGUUAGUUUGUGUACACAAAACCAUCGUGGAAACGUUGGUAUGACAUUGUCAGGAUUUUGAAAAAAAAACGAAUUAGAGUGAGUUUAUAACUGAUCUCGAGAGAUUCGGACCGACAGAUGUCGUCAAUAUAAAAAGGCUGUUGAUUUUUGUUUGCUUUUCGUUAUGCAUGAAUAAUUGUUGGCGAACAAUAAUACUGCAUUGUCCUUUUCAUAAGUUUGAACAUUUCCUUUCGGGAAUUGUCUACUGAAAAGCCUUUAAUGUCCCACUCCCAAACCAAAAAAUAUCCACAAUUUUCUCCAGGACUGAUGUGAGAAUAUUUUCAACACAACUUUUAGCGAUUUUACAUUGAAAGCACAAAUUUACGAUAUCAAUGAAAAGCAAACCCUGUAUACAAUCCAUUUCCUCGAUACCACAAAAUCCAAGAUAGAAUAACUUCAUCACUUCGUAAAAUUACUCUUUUAACACCUUUACCCUUUAACCUAUUGUCUUUAGCUCAUCAGUUCUGAUUUUUACAAUAAAAAAACACUGAGACACGAAAAUCACAGACCACCAAGCAAAUGAAGAUACAACGUCGCACUUCACCAGUUGGUCAAAAUGUGCACUUUUAAUACCCAACAGUACUCCCACACACCUCGCGCGCGUGUUGGUAAAACACUCAGCGAUGAACUCUCAAAGCACAAAUAAUACGUACAGAGAUGGCAGUGCACUAUCUGCCGAGAUAUAUACAGUCUAUACAUACACACCUAGUCAACUGCAAUGUAGGAAUAAUUUUAGAACAAUCUCACCGGCUUGCCAUCUCAAAAUUCUACGUUGGAGGUACCAAAUUUCAACCUAUACAUAAAACUUUUAUCAGAUCAGUAAUUUCAUAGUUUUAAACUUUUUGUUUGGUUGGCGGGGAAAACUAAAUAGCUUACUAUUGCUCGAGAGAAUUUUUGUACCGUUUUUGUUAAGAGCAAAGAAAAAAUUGGAAGAAGAGCAGACUAGAAAAUGUAUUUCUCGACCUGAGAAAAUGCCACAAAGAAUUUGAAACUAGAGUAACAAAGAGGUAUUACAAUCUUGAAGUAGAAUAUUAACAAGAAUAAUAUAAAAAAUCAUCAGUUUUUGACAGAGUAACUUCAAAGCUCAAAUUUUGAGAAUUCUGCUUCCUGUCCCACUUCCUAAUUUUAACGAUUCUGGGCUUUCGAAAUAAAUCAACAUCUUUUGAAAAAUGAAGUCCAAGUAACGUCUACCACAAUAAAUUAUUCACUAAAGAAAUCACACCUUGGUAACUGGCCGCCAAAUCC
Acanthaster planci (crown-of-thorns starfish) is the source of this 2641-nucleotide messenger RNA. Its product is annotated as N-acetylated-alpha-linked acidic dipeptidase 2-like. The record is from RefSeq and is a predicted model, not a curated record. NCBI's taxonomy places the organism in Eukaryota, Metazoa, Echinodermata, Asteroidea, Valvatida, Acanthasteridae. Gene Ontology annotation, molecular function: carboxypeptidase activity.